This is a messenger RNA of Vicia villosa (hairy vetch), 838 nucleotides long. Its product is annotated as 17.9 kDa class II heat shock protein-like. The coding region runs from base 156 to 638 and encodes 160 amino acids. Gene Ontology annotation, biological process: protein folding; response to salt stress; response to hydrogen peroxide. The record is from RefSeq and is a predicted model, not a curated record. NCBI's taxonomy places the organism in Eukaryota, Viridiplantae, Streptophyta, Magnoliopsida, Fabales, Fabaceae. The transcript has a single exon.
UUUUCUCUGUGCUGUUUCAUUUUUCUUGAACCUUCUACUUUCUUCUUCCUUUUCACCCUUUAAAUACUCCAAUUCAUCACCACCUUUAUCAUCACACAAAACAUCAAAAAUCAUUUCAUCAAAGUAGAUACAAAAUUCAGAGGAAGCCUGCGAAUAUGGAUUUCAGAUUGAUGGGUUUGGAUGCUCCAGUAUUGCAUGCUCUGCAUCAAAUGAUGGACCUUUCUGACGACAAUUCUUCCGACAAGUCAUCAUUACACAAUGCUCCUACAAGAUCCUAUGUGAGAGACGCCAAGGCGAUGGCUGCAACUCCGGCAGACGUGAAGGAAUAUUCGAAUUCAUACGUGUUCGUGAUCGACAUGCCAGGAUUGAAAUCCGGUGACAUAAAGGUUCAGGUUGAAGAUGAUAACGUGCUUGUGAUAAGUGGUGAAAGGAAGAGAGAAGAAGAGAAAGAAGGUGCUAAGUAUUUGAGAAUGGAGCGAAGGGUUGGAAAAUUCAUGCGCAAAUUUGUUCUUCCUGAGAAUGCUAAUACUGAUGCAGUUUCAGCUGUGUGUCAAGAUGGGGUUCUCAGUGUUACGGUUGAGAAAUUGCCUCCGCCUCAGCCUAAGAAACCUCGAACUAUUGAGGUUAAGAUUGCUUGAAAUUGAAACCUUGUUUUGAAUUAUCAUGAUCUUUGGGGCAGAGGAAUACUAUGUGGUUUUUUCUUUUUCUUAUGUUUUGUUGUUGGAAUUAUUGCUGGAGUUAGUUUGGUUUGAUGCAUUGGGAGGAUGUUUAGAUUGUUGUACGGAAUCAGCUGUAACUUUGAUUUGUAAUGCAAUGAAGUGGUUCUGUUUUGGAUUCA